AUGGCAUCAUCAUCACCUAGUAAAUUGCUUGAUUUACCUGAUGAAAUGUUUUUGAGUAUAUUGACAAAAUUAAAUACGAUUGACGUGUUUCACUUAAAAGGUUUAAAUAAAAGAAUUGAUAAUAUUGUAUAUGAUGAAGUUAUCACAAAUAAUGAAUUAUUAGAUUUAUUCUGUUUAAAAAUUUUACCAGAUAUUCAUUACAAGAUUCAAUCACUUAAUGUUGAAUUAUCUUCUAUGAAACCUAUCUUUCUUACAACAAUUUAUCCUAAUCUAUAUAAACUUGGUUUAUAUAAUGUUGAUGCAAAUACGUUUUUUUUUUAUUGGAGAGUAAGAAAUAAUAAUUCAUUUUUAAAUAUAUAUAAAAACCAAAUAACUUCAUUUAUUAUUAGGUUUAAUAAUAAAUCACAACGAUUAUUGAGUGAUUCAUUACGUGUUAUAUUCACAUCAAUUUUUAAAAUUUUUACGAAUUUAGAUUAUUUAAAUUUUACCGCAAAUUUAGUUGAUCAUCAACAAAUAUCAUUUGGAUUUUCAUCACCACCAAGUAUUGUUUCUAUGAAUUUAUUAAAAUUAAAUAUAAAUGUUAAUUGUUUUAAUGAUUGUCUGUAUUUACUUGAUGGUCGUUUUGAAAAUCUUCACACAUUAUGUGUUAGAAUUUCACGUAUUAAUGCAGAUGAAACAACAAUAAAUAAUAAAAAAAUAUUAUUUAAAUUAAAAUAUUUUUCAUUAACAUCCGAUGCUAGUACAAACGUAUAUGAUGAAUUAAUUGUUCCACUUAUACAUCGGAUGUUAAAUUUAGAAAAACUUCGUCUAUAUCUUCUAGUUGUCCAUAAAGAAACAUUUAUUGAUGGUAACAAUUUGAAAUAUAAUAUUAUAAAUUAUUUAUUAAAUUUGAAACAAUUUGGUUUUAAUAUACAUUCAUUUAUUCCAAGUGAUAAUCCAAAUGAUUUACCUUCAAAUGAAGAUAUUCGAAAAUCAUUAAUAAAUGUCGGAAAUAAUUAUAGUUUUUCUUAUAUUAAUUACUAUCCUGAAAGUCGUAUGGGUCAUUGUAAUAUAUACUCAUACUCAUGUUCAAAUGAAAUGAAAUUUUAUUACAAUAUAACAAAUAAUUUUCAAAGUGAAAUAUAUCAAUUUGUUACAGAAAUUUCUUUAUUUGAUGAAUAUCCAUUUGAACAUGAAUUUUUCAUUCGAAUAUCUCAAUCAUUUCCAUUUAUAGAAAAAACAAAUUUACCAAUAGCUCAAUUUAUACAUAUAAUUGCAUUAAAUUUCGAUGAUGCUCAUGAUGAUUACAUCGAGCAAUUUUUAUUUGAUACAAAAACAUGUUUAUCAAAUAAUGUUUCAAUUAUGGUCGAAUAUUAUCAAUUAGUACGUGUAACACAUAAUUUUAAAAGACCAGCAACAAAAAAUAAUUGUCAACAAUGUGGAUAUAAAUAUGAUGAUGAAUAA
Molecule: messenger RNA, 1443 nt
Organism: Rotaria sordida
Lineage: Eukaryota; Metazoa; Rotifera; Eurotatoria; Philodinida; Philodinidae
Source: the annotation of a GenBank genome assembly